GGUGCACCCUAGGGAGGAAUGUGGGCUGGGACCAGGCACGGCUCUUGGGCGCUCACAGCACCGCCACCACUCAGCCAGGAGCCACCACCCAGCAUGGCAGAGAAACCCCAAAUCCAGCUCUUCGUUAAGGCAAGUGAGGAUGGGGAGAGUGUGGGCCACUGCCCCUUCUGCCAGCGGCUCUUCAUGGUGCUGCUGCUCAAAGGUGUGCCCUUCACCCUCACCACCGUGGAUGUGAAGAGGGCACUGGACGUGCUGAAGGACUUUGCGCCGGGGGCCCAGCUGCCCGUUUUACUCUACAACGGCGAGCCAAAGACUGAUACUGUCACCAUCGAGGACUUCCUGGAGGAGAAGUUGGGCCCACCCAUGUUCCCCAGCCUGGUCCCGCAGUACAGGGAGUCCAGCCUGGCAGGGAAUGACAUCUUCCACAAGUUCUCCACCUACAUCAAGAACCCAGUGCCUGCCCAGGACCAGGCACUGCAGCGGAACCUGCUGCGGGCCCUGCUGAACUUGGAUGAGUUCCUGAGUGCCCCCCUGGAGCACGAGCUGGCCCAUGAGCCCUUCCUCCGGGCCUCCCGACGCCGCUUCCUCGACGGGGACCAGCUCACCUUGGCAGACUGCAACCUGCUGCCCAAGCUGAACAUCGUGCAGGUCGUGUGCCAGCACUACCGGCGCUUUGGGAUCCCCAAGGACCUGCAGGGCGUGUGGCGGUACCUCAACAGUGCCAGGGAAACCAAGGAGUUCAGAUACAGCUGCCCCAGCAGCGAGGAGAUUGUACAAGCCUAUCGCUCCGUGGUGCGGUCGCUGCAGUGAGCACUCGCCCUGGUCCUGCUGUAACCAUCACGGUCCUGCCUGCAUGCACUGGGGAGGGCAGUGAGCAUGAGCUGUGCACUGGCACCCACAUUCCCUCAGCUGGCACCCCUACCCGAGGUGCUGGCAGCUAUCUGCACUGCACUGCACCCGCAAAUGCGUUUUCACCUCUUGUGCCAUCCUCCCAGACCAGCCAGCACCCCCUCAACCUGCCCUGCGGUUCCUCAAGCAUUGUAAUGGGUACAAGGGGGCCAGAGCCACUGGCACCAUCUGUACCAAAGCUCGGCAGUGCUGAGGACAAGGCCACCAGCUGGGGAGGAAAAGCUGCCCAGAGCAGAGGGCUGUGGGGCAGAGAGGGCAGUGGGCAUGCCUGCAGCCUCCCUUGGAGGUACAGAAUGCCACCUGCCAGUCAGUGACCUGCAGCAUGAUGUUCCCAAGCAGCUGCACCAGUGAGGGGAACCAGCACAGCCAUGGCACAGCCCUGCAAAUGGGGGGGGGGAACACAGCAUGGGUGGAGGAGACGGCAGGGCCCCAUCCCCUGGGCAAGGGGAGCAGAGGGCACUGCGCCCCUUGAACCUUUCAUUAGGAAGCUCUCAGGAGCAGAUUUGGGAGAGGGAUGGGGGUGAGA
Pezoporus occidentalis (night parrot) is the source of this 1435-nucleotide messenger RNA. RefSeq names its product chloride intracellular channel 3 (gene CLIC3). Lineage: Eukaryota; Metazoa; Chordata; Aves; Psittaciformes; Psittacidae. The record is from RefSeq and is a predicted model, not a curated record. Bases 19 to 810 code for a protein of 263 amino acids. The transcript is spliced from 6 exons.